Nymphalis io (European peacock) is the source of this 3919-nucleotide messenger RNA. Its product is annotated as alpha-protein kinase 1-like. The record is from RefSeq and is a predicted model, not a curated record. The transcript is spliced from 2 exons. Bases 143 to 3793 code for a protein of 1216 amino acids. Lineage: Eukaryota; Metazoa; Arthropoda; Insecta; Lepidoptera; Nymphalidae.
AAAUAUAAGAACGCCGCAGAAUCUACAAUAUUCUUUAGUACUUCCACAUUCAAGAGUUGCGCAUUUUCGUUCCCUAUCCAGUAGUCGCAGAAUUUCUAAUGUUCAACCCCGUGGAGGUAAAUUGCCCCCAUAUGCUGUGCAAAUGGAACCAGUUGUACAAUACUCUCAAAAAGAUCCGUUGUAUGAUCCCAGUCAUGAUCAUACAGAAAACACGGGUGUUAAUAGAAAUGAGAUAUUUGCCCAACCGAAAAUACUUAACGUUCAUGAUCAAGAUCCUGAAAGUUCUUUUGGUCUUCCUUAUGGUGCAUUGCCCACUGCCCCACUAUACAGCGAAGAUGUUCACCCACACUACAUUGAUGGUCCAGAACCUAUAAUUGAAAUUAUUAUUAAAGAAUCCAACGAGUCGUUACCAGCACCACCUCCUGCUCCAAUUCAAAAGAAGAAAAAGGAACCAGUUCAAGUAUUUUAUGUAAAAUACAGCAAGGAUCCCCAUUCUAAGGAUAAAGUUGUGUACGAAAAGCCUAUACCAGCAAUAACACCCCCAUCUAAUGAUGAAGAUAACCACCACGAAGAAUACGUCACAGUUACUCCUGAACCUUUGUACAUUCCCGCGCAAACAACUACAUUAAGAGCUAUUAUAAAGCCAGAGUCGGAAAUUUAUCACAGUAACAGUAACGUCAAAAUUACUUUUGGAAAAGAAAAUCAUCACUAUGGUAAUAGACACGAAGAUAACUCACAACACGAAGAUCGCGAAGAAACGGCACCGAGACCAGCAAUCGCUUUGCCUAAUCAACGUUUGAGCGAAGGUCCGUCAGAACGAUCGGUUUCUCCUAGACCACAAUUUAAUGAUCAUGACACAAAACAUCCUAGUUCACAAACCUAUCAAUUUGGACAACAGGCUCAAAAUCGCAUACAAUUCCAACAACCAUUUAUUAACCAUGAACCCCAGCUACCAAGACAAGGACCUUCAGUUGCUCCCUUCAGAGGUCAAAUACCACGCCAAAAUCCUUUUGGUUCGUCUCCAUCACUUAGCCCUCGUCCUGCUUUUUCAAGCGUAUCUCCAAGUCCUAACAAUCAUUUUGCAAAUAUUGCUCCUACUAUCCCCGGACCAGUUGGCCCAGUUUUUCCAACGUUCUCAAGACCAAAUAAUCAACCUCCAUUCCAUGUUCGUCCAAGCAAUGCACCUCCUUUUGGCACAAGACAACAUUUUCCACCUAGAACUAGUUUCCAUUCUGGCCCUCAACGACCAUUCCAUCAAUCUCCCCAACCACAACCAUACUUCGACGAAGCUAAAUAUUUACAAGAAAAUUAUCACACAAUAACAACAGAUCAAGUGGACCCUCCGAAACUUCAACUACUACCUAACAGACAGACUCAAAACUUCAACCAAAGCCCUAAGCCUAGUGCUAAUCCAUCUCAAGUUCAUUUUUCUGAUCAUCAAUCUCGACCUCAACAGCUAAUUCCUUACAAUCAGCAGCUACCACAACAAAGACCUGCUCACGUCUUUGAUACAAACAAACCCUCGUUCUCGAUAACGCCAAGCAGAUCACCAUUCUUUAAUUUAAAACCAUCUCCACCCCAUAUUGAAGAAAACCGGACUCCAUUCCAGCGUCAACCAAAUACUCAUACUUCUCACCAACAUGCCAGCUUCCAUCUCGGCUCACAGUCAUUAAAUCAACAAUCUCAAGAGAAUAGUCAUAUCCAAAACUCAUUUCCAGGAAUAAACUCUCCAUUGCCAUCACCUUCACCCUCUCCAUUAACCCCUGGCCACAAUCAAUUUUUACCACAACCCUCUUCCCCGCCUUUAUAUAACUUUCAUUCACAAUCUUCUCCAAUUGCCAAUCAGCCGAGUUUCCACCAACACACUUCUGUGACAGAACGACCUCAAAACCAACAAAACUUCCCAACGACACCAAAUGCAGAACAUCAACAUAAUAUUAACCAGUUCGUACCGAACGGUGGGGAAUUAGUGGCUGCUAUACCAAAAUAUGAACAACACAUAACGGUGAAUGGAGCUAAUUCUGAUUCUGACUUCAAAGGAUUAAAUAUUUUAAGUCAACCAACACCGACGCCUAAUGAUGCUGCUCAUCAACAACAACAACAAGUAACACAAGAUCAAUCACAAUAUUUUGAUGCAGAGCAACAACAAGUGAGAUUGCAACUAGCGCAAAAUGUAAGAAAACAACAAGAAGAAAUUCAACGCUUGCAAAAUCAAUUACAAUACGCUCAACAACAACAUCAACAGCAACAACAUCAACAAAAACAACAACACCAACAACAGCAGCAAUUACAGCAACAGCAGCAACAACAGGAGCAACAACAACAGCACCAACAGCAGCACCAACAGCAACAACAACAGCAGCAGCAACAUCAACAACAACAACAACAGCUACAGAAGCAACAUCAACAACAGCAGCACCAACAACAAUACCAACAACAUCAACAACAACAACAGCAAAAUACUCAAUACGAUCAAAACUACAGUCAAUAUCAACACCAAGUACAACAAAGUAUAUCAAAUCCUCAAUACGUUCAAGAAAGGACAAGACAACAGCCUGCGUAUGUUUCAAGUACGGCAUCUCCUGCUUACUACCAAUCUACAACUAGAACUGUAGAAAUAAAACCGACAACACAAAAAUACGUUUCAUCAACUGUAAAUACUAUUAGCAGUGCAUCAGAAACAAACAAAGACGAAAAUAAAAAGAGACCUGCAAUUGAACUGCCCGAUGAAGUUCCAGAUGAUUUACGACAACAAUUAUUGUCAUCCGGUAUUUUAGAUAAUGCUGACAUUAGUGUUCUUGACUAUGACAAAGUAGGUGAAACGCCUCUUGAAUCGUUGCCACCGGAUCAAUUAGCAAACUUCUUUAGUGCUGGGGGUGGUCAACAAAUAGCUUCUAGUGAGCAUAGACCUAUUGUUGUAAAGCAAAACGGUGACAGCAUUGAGUCCAGAAUAGAUGAAAAUGCAGAUGAUGAUGACGAUCAAGAUAUAGCUGCUUCAGAAAAUAUUCCAAGUUAUGUAGCUCCAGCACCUACUCAAAAACAAGGCGUAGAAAUGAAAGUUGUACAUUUUGAUCCAAAAACACCAGAAGGACAAAAAAUAGCGAACGAUUAUGUAAAAGAAGAUGCUACCCAAGUAGAUCCAGUUGCUUUAAAUGACAAGAAAUAUAAUAGAUAUCUGCCCCUUAAAGUUAGCGGCAAUCAGUUUCCAUUACCCGAUGUGUUAAAAGGACGAAAAAUAACUUCAGUUGUUGUAUUAGCUCCAGUACAAACAGAUCCAUUAACUGGUGAACAUACAAGGGCAGAGCGCGCGACUAGUGACAGUUUAAGAGGAAUCAAAUUUGUUGCCGGUGAUAGCUUACAUGAUUUAUUAAGAAAACCAACAAAAGACAACUUUGAAAAAUGGUUAAACAUUGAGAAGAAAACUGCUUCAGAUGAACAAUCUGUUAUCCUUCUUGUCACAGGAAAUGAGGAACCUUCAGAAGAAAGGGAAAUAUUUAUGUAUGACGUUGCAUCAGGCACUGUUAACAAGCUUAGCGGUGAACUAUCUAACGCAUUCGUCGAGGCAGCCGAAAAUAACUCACUGAGCAAAGAUUUUGAAAAGUUAGCUAUUGAAGGAGAAGGCACUCCAGAAAAUUUUAAUAAGGAACCUAAAGAUGCGGUUGCAGAUGGUUCUGAACAUGUGCCAUUAUUUGUAGAUUUAUCAGGAGUCAGUGUAGACAAUGACAAUAAUCGAGUAUUAAUAUCAUCAGGAUAUAGUAAAACAAAACGCGGCCGAUCUAUCCGAAGACAUUAAUGUACAAACGCCAAAUGGCAACAAAUCUUGUAAAUAGUAUAUAGUUUUAGUAUUACUAAAUUAAACAACGUACGUUGUGUACAUUCAGUCGUUAAUUAUUAUUGCGCAAGUGAUGAUCAGGUUGUA